This is a messenger RNA of Carya illinoinensis, 507 nucleotides long. RefSeq lists its product as uncharacterized. Lineage: Eukaryota; Viridiplantae; Streptophyta; Magnoliopsida; Fagales; Juglandaceae. The record is from RefSeq and is a predicted model, not a curated record. The transcript has a single exon. Bases 1 to 507 code for a protein of 168 amino acids.
AUGGUUUACCAGCAUGUUUCUUUUCAAUCCAAUUGGGACAUCACAGGGAAGGAAGUAUCAAGCUUUGUGCUCAACAUCCUCAACAAUGCAGGCUCUUUAGAGGGGGUAAAUGACACCUACAUAAUCAUGAUCCCAAAGAUCAAAAAUCCCACCAAAGUCUCUGAUUAUAAGCUUAUUAGCCUAUGUAAUGUAAUUUACAAAGUGGUAGCAAAAGUGUUAUCAAAUCUGCUUAAAAUUAUGCUGCCUGACAUUAUUUCUGUGAAUCAAAGUGCAUUUGUUCCAUGUAGGGCCAUAACAGAUAACAUCAUGGUGGCAUACGAGACUCUCCACUCCAUGUCCACAAGAAUACAAGGAAGGCCAGCUUAUAUAGCUUUAAAACUCAACAUGAGCAAAGCUUAUGAUCGAGUGGAGUGGGAUUUUCUAUCUGCAGUGAUGUGCAAAAUGGGAUUUGACAAUUGCACUAGUGAUGAACUGCAUCAAGUCUAUUUCAUAUUCAAUCCUUCUUAA